AUGACUGCAAAUGAAUCACCCCCUGGGUUGGUCACCUAUUAUGUCGAACGGGACCCCUUUCUGAUGCUGUACGACACCGGCUGUGGAAUGACCCUCGUUGACUGGGAAAUACUCUCAACAAAAGUUGAAAGCAAGUUCGACUCGAUGUCUGCCUCCCAGAUAAUGGGAUCUUCCAUGCUGCUAUUGAUGACUACCACAAGUUAUACGCCUCUUGGCCGAAGGACUUCAACAGCGCUGGUGUCGUUAAGUACACAAGACCACCCCGAGGGCCACCUGUUGUUGUCCUUGACAAUGUUCUCUGAAUCCAGAUUUAUGGGCGGUUAUGACGCUCUCGCUGACUACCACUUCGCCUUGGACGCCCGCAUUAUCAGUUCGUGGCUUUUGAACAGAAAGGCAUGGCCAUGGUCUAACAAAGGCAACAAAGACUACUCUUUAUGGCUUUGCCAAAUGAUGCCAUCAUGCCUUCUCGGGCGAUUAUGGAUACUGCCGUUGUCUAAGGCUAGAAAGGUUGUCUACGAAGCGGCAGCAACGGUUUAA
This is a messenger RNA of Penicillium malachiteum, 537 nucleotides long. RefSeq lists its product as uncharacterized. The record is from RefSeq and is a predicted model, not a curated record. Lineage: Eukaryota; Fungi; Ascomycota; Eurotiomycetes; Eurotiales; Aspergillaceae. The coding region runs from base 1 to 537 and encodes 178 amino acids. The transcript has a single exon.